Colossoma macropomum (tambaqui) is the source of this 1427-nucleotide messenger RNA. RefSeq names its product uracil phosphoribosyltransferase homolog. NCBI's taxonomy places the organism in Eukaryota, Metazoa, Chordata, Actinopteri, Characiformes, Serrasalmidae. The transcript is spliced from 7 exons. The coding region runs from base 180 to 950 and encodes 256 amino acids. The record is from RefSeq and is a predicted model, not a curated record.
UUGUUGUUAGUGAAAGUGAACUCACUCACGCGCUCCCCACGCUGCCAUGUGCUGGCUGUGAGAGACACGCUGCACGUUCAGGCCUCGACCCUCUGAGUGUAGUGUGUUCACUAUCACACUGUCGUGGACAACUUUUUAAAAGGACAACAUCGCACUGGCCGCAGGUCCGCAGAGUAAACAUGCCUUGCCCGAACCAGCAGGUGACCCGCAGCAGCAGCGUCCACCCUGACCAUGCCGCUAUGAAGCAGGUCCGCUUUGUGAGUGGCAACAACUCGGACAGCGAUUCCCAGGAGAAACCGUGCGGAACCCCAGAAAACGGCCACUUACACAUCGAGCUGGGGCCUCAGCUGAAGCUCUUACCCCUAAAUGACCAAGUCCGAGAACUACAGACUAUAAUCAGGGACAAGACCACGAGUAGAGGGGAUUUCGUGUUCUGUGCUGAUAGACUGAUUCGGCUGGUGGUUGAAGAAGGGCUAAACCAGUUGCCUUAUACUGAAUGUGUUGUGACCACACCAACAGGAUACAAGUAUGAAGGUGUCAGGUUUGAAAGAGGCAACUGUGGUGUCAGCAUAAUGAGGAGUGGUGAGGCGAUGGAGCAGGGCCUGAGAGAUUGCUGCCGAUCCAUUCGCAUUGGCAAGAUUCUUAUACAGAGCGACGAAGAGACUCUGAAAGCCAAAGUGUACUACGCAAAGUUCCCACCUGACAUUUACAGACGCAAAGUUCUGCUGAUGUACCCCAUCCUGAGUAGUGGAAACACAGUCAUUGAAGCGGUCAGGGUACUGAUUGAUCAUGGUGUCCAGCCUUCACACAUCAUCCUCCUCAGCCUUUUCUCCACUCCUCAUGGGGCUAAGUCUAUAAUCGAGGAGUUUCCAGACAUCACCAUACUGACCACUGAGGUCCAUUCUGUCGCCCCCACACACUUUGGACAGAAAUACUUUGGAACAGACUGAUUGUUCGGUUAUGCCCCGCCCUCUUUGGGGGCUGAGAUUUGACCAGAGGAAUGAUUUUGUGCAAAACAGUUUGAAGUGCCUUAUUUAACUAUUUAAAGUUUUGUCCUGCAGUGUUAAAUAAUAAUGAGCAUCACAGUAACGAAGCAGCUAUUUCGUGUUCUCACUGCCCGGUUCCUCGUUGGCUUGGGAAGUGUCAGAUGAUAACCGGGUCACUGAUUGUUAGUCUCGGAUAGCCUCAGCACCAAACUGUUGUCAAGUGUACAGUCUAGAGCCGUUCCAGUCACACUGUCAUAAUGAAGCUGCACCUAAUAGAUUAGAACCAUAGAUAUCCAUACCUGGAUGCUGCGUUGUCUGUUCUCUAUCUGAGGCGAUACGUCUGUACGUCCACCAUGUUGGAGAGGUCAAGAUCCGCUUGUGAACAGAUUCACUUGUAUUGAGAGACGAUGAGUCUCAGGAUUAAAUCAGCCACAACUUCCU